Molecule: messenger RNA, 1068 nt
Organism: Paraphaeosphaeria sporulosa
Lineage: Eukaryota; Fungi; Ascomycota; Dothideomycetes; Pleosporales; Didymosphaeriaceae
Product: proline-specific peptidase
Exons: 2
Coding region: 75-1019 (314 amino acids)
Biological process (GO): proteolysis
Molecular function (GO): peptidase activity
Source: RefSeq, a predicted model, not a curated record
CUGCAACCCCACCCAAGCCUGGCUGAAACUCGGUCCACCUUUACUUUUGACAACAGUGUUGAAUAAAAAUAAUAAUGACUACAACAAAGCUCACCGAAGGAAAGGUUGCCUUCUACAUCCCCGAUGCCGGCAAGCGGUGUGAAACCUGGUACCAAAUCGUCGGCGACCUCUCACGCGGCGUGACCCCCCUCGUCACCCUCCACGGCGGCCCAGGCGCCACACACGUGUAUCUCCUCCCAUUCAUCGAUCUGCACAUUAAAUACGGAAUCCCGGUAAUCUUCUAUGACCAAGUCGGCAGUGGAAACUCCACGCACCUCCGCGAGAAGAAUGGAGACGAAGCCUUCUGGACCGUAGAUCUCUUCAUCAAGGAGCUAGACAACCUUGUGGACCACCUGAACCUGCGCGAGCACGGGUACGACAUCCUCGGUCAAAGCUGGGGAGGAAUGCUAGGCGGUGUAUACGCGGCGCGGAACCCAGUCGGACUGCGCAAAGUCGUCCUUGCGGAUUCGCCGGCGAGUGUCCCGCUCAUGAUGAAAGGCGUGCAGCAGCUUAUUGAGCACUUGCCUAAACAUGUGCAAAGAGAUCUCGAGGAUUGCACCCGUGAUGGGGACUUCGAGAGCGACAAGUACAAGGACGCCUGUUUGGUGUUUUAUAAGAAGCAUCUUUGCAGAGUAUGGCCUUUUCCGCAGGACGUGGAAAAGGCACUCGCGAAGCUGGAGGACGACUCGACUGUGUAUAGAACAAUGUUGGGCCCUUCCGAGAUCCUAUGUAUUGGCUCGCUGAAAGACUGGGAGGGCUAUUCUACUGCGCACCUCAUCGAUUCCGAAGUAUUGCUGAUCAACGGGCGUUAUGACGAGGUGCAGGAUUUGGCUGUGGCACCUUGGUUCCAUGCUAUCAAGAAAGUAAAGUGGCUGCAUCUUGAAAAUUCCAGUCACAUGGGCCAUUUCGAGGAGAGGAAGAGGUACAUGCAGCAGGUUGGAGCGUUUUUGGGAAGCGAUAAGGCAACGCUGGACAUAUAAGGAGUUGUGGGACAUUAUCCAGCGUAUCAUGGAAGAGUAUCCAAUGACG